AUGGAUCUGACGGUGGUCAAUCAAGGCGGCGCAACAUCCUCCGCCGCAGCCCACAACAACAACGCCGUGCUGAGGGACUACAGAAAAGGCAACUGGAACCUCCAGGAGACGAUGAUCCUUAUCGAGGCCAAGAGAAUGGACGACGAGCGGAGAAUGAGACGGCUGGGCGAAUCCCCCGGCGGCGGCGAGCGGGGCAAGCCGGCGGAGCUGCGGUGGAAGUGGGUGGAGGACUACUGCUGGCGGAAGGGCUGCUUGAGGAGCCAGAAUCAGUGCAAUGACAAGUGGGACAACCUCAUGCGGGACUUCAAGAAGGUCCGCGAGUACGAGCGCCGGGCGGCGGAGUCGCCGGAGGGAGGAACCGCCGACGGAAACCGGCGAUCCUACUGGCGGAUCGAGAAGACCGAGAGGAAGGACAAUAACCUGCCGUCGAACAUGCUUCCCCAGGUCUACGAGGCGCUGGUGGAUGUGGUGGAGAGGAAGGGCCUUCGACCGCCGCCGACGGAGAAAGGUGGUGUCUUUCUUCUUCCGGUGGUGUCCCCUCCGACACAGCAGCAGCAUUCCGUCGGUUACCAUGCUCCGGCGAUUGGGCCGGCGGCGGCGGCAGCGGCUGAGACGCCUUCUUUUCAGCCGCUACCCACAGUAGAUUCCGACACCAGCGACUACUCAGGCUCGCCGGCGAAGAGAAGAAAGAGACCCGGCGGCGGCGCCGCCGCUGCCGGAGAAGGAACGAGCGGCGGCACAAUACAAGAAUUAGGUUCGGCGAUUUCGAAAAGUGCUUCGGUUAUAGCCGGAGCUAUUCAGUCGUGCGAGGAGAGAGAAGAGAGGCGGCACCGGGAGAUGAUGAGCAUUCAUGAGAGGAGGCUAAGGAUAGAAGAAUCGAAGGCUGAGAUUAACCGGCAGGGAAUCAACGGCCUUGUAGACUCCAUUAACAAGCUCGCUAAUUCAAUCUUCGCCUUGGCGGCUCAAAAUAACGCUCAGCCGCCUCCAAAAUAA
Messenger RNA from Striga asiatica, 993 nucleotides. The record is from the annotation of a GenBank genome assembly. Lineage: Eukaryota; Viridiplantae; Streptophyta; Magnoliopsida; Lamiales; Orobanchaceae.